Messenger RNA from Yamadazyma tenuis ATCC 10573, 702 nucleotides. The record is from RefSeq and is a predicted model, not a curated record. Lineage: Eukaryota; Fungi; Ascomycota; Pichiomycetes; Serinales; Debaryomycetaceae.
AGAUUUCCACAGAAACAAUCCUAGCUUCAAUGGAAUGUUUGAAUACGAGGAGUAUAUCUCAUUAAGAGCUGUUAAUGACCCAAAUGAAGGCUAUGACUCUAUCCUUCAAUUAAUGGAAUUGCAAGAUGCUAUUGAGGACUUUCAAAAGCUCAUCUUUGCCUCCAUUAACCAAACCCCCGAUAACUUGUGCAAGGUCAGUGCAUUAGUCCCAUUGAUUAGUGAAGCAUAUGGUAUUUACAAAUUUUGUACUUCUAUGUUGCGAGCAAUGUACCAACAAUUGGGAGACGACGAUGCCUUGCAAGCAUUGUUUGAAAAAUUCGAUUCACAACAUUUUGUUUUGAGAGACUUUUUCACUGAUUGCAACUCAAUUAAGUUUUUGACUACUUUAGUCUCCAUCCCGAGAUUACCGAGCUCUCCUCCAAGCUUGAAAGUUGGUGACGGUGAAACCAGCAUCUUGAGACCCAAAUCGAAUGGUACCGAAAGUUCUACUCCACAAAUUUCGUCUCAACCUACUUCGACAUUUGUUCCUCCUCAAACGCCCCCUGCUUCUGACCUGAUCUUUCUCCAACAAACAGGAGUUUUCGACCAGCAGUUAGCUGAACAACAAAGGUACCAGCAAGAAUUAGAAGCUCAGCGUCAACAGCAACUUCAGGAUCAAUUAUCGCAGCAGCAGGCAUUUCAGCAACAACAACAAGAACAACA